AUGGCUCGAGACCUUCCCGAGUACGUCUACUGCACUUCUUGCUACUGUCUACACUCAAAGAACACUCUGGGUCCACCGGGACCUCUUAACCAGCCUUCGAUCCUUUGGAAUAAGCACGGUAUACUUGAUUACGAUCAUUCCUGGGCCCUUAGAAGAACCACUGUGGCCUUUUCUGCCGCAUAUCGUUUCAGGGGCAUUCACCUUAACUUGGCGCUGAAGAGGUAUCAUUGCGGGCCUGCGCAUGGGAUGUCUACGAAAUGGCUAUCCUACAUCCAGGUCAAUCGGGACCCGGCGACGCCUGGAACAAAAUUGUUUUCGGCUGACGUGCAAAUACUUCCAAAACUGCACCGCGUGUGCCUUCGCAUACAAACCUGGUUCUUGGCCAAUCCCAAUAACCUGUUUUACAUGUGGACGAUUCCAUUUCCACUUUGUGACCAUCUGUUCGUCCCUGACUUCGAUGACAUCAGGUACUGUAUGCAGGACAAUCGUCAGGCUGGUUGCCUUCCGGACAAGUACCCUGAUCCGGAGUUUUACCGCUGUCCUCACUGUAAGAUGAAGUUCGAGAUACGCCUGGUCUCUUGCGGCAACGACGGUGAUGCUUUCGUUAUUACCAGGUAUUUAAAUCUGGGCUCGGGUGGCGUCCACCAGGAAUAUAAAUGGCAACGACAUGUCGGCGGUUCUGUUCUCUCGACUUGGGACAACCUCACGCUUCAGCCCCAGGGCUGGGGCGAAAUGAUCUUGGAGCAUGAGAGUAGUAACGGACUUUCCUAUCAAGAUCUGACCCACCGAAACGGUCGACUUUUAUACCAGAGAGCAUAUGAGCGAGAGAUGGAUCAACUGUUGGAAGGAGAGUGGGUACUACAGCAAGACGAACGACUACCGCAGGAUCUGAGAGCGGCACUACCGAUCCGUCGUCGUUAACUACACCGUGUUUCCCAGAAUCGGCAUUUAGACGGCUGUCUCUGCAAUACUUGUUAUUUCCUUCUUUCCUUCUUUCAUUUUCUUUUCUUUGCUUUUUGCUUGCCUGUUUCGAAAGACCAGCAAUGAUGCAAUGUUCAGAUCCGUUUCGUCUUGAGGCUCAUUGCCUACUCCGAGAACACCACAUUCUUAGCUUUAACUGCACAGUACACCUUGCACCCACUUCAAUUUAGAUAGAUAUUCUGGUGUUGUGAGCCGAGCAGCGG
Molecule: messenger RNA, 1184 nt
Organism: Aspergillus brunneoviolaceus CBS 621.78
Lineage: Eukaryota; Fungi; Ascomycota; Eurotiomycetes; Eurotiales; Aspergillaceae
Exons: 1
Coding region: 1-921 (306 amino acids)
Source: RefSeq, a predicted model, not a curated record